AUGGCCACAGAUUACUCAGACGUCUCCUUGGUCAACGACAGCCAAAGACUUGAAAGUUCAGAGCAUAGUCCGCUCCUUUCCAGUCGCGAGCCAAGGUCCGAUGGCUUGCCACGAGUGAGAUCUGCGUUGGAAGGAGAGGCUUUGAACCGUGGCGACGGUGACCUAAGACAUGGAGAAUCGUACGACAACGUUCCUAAGGACAAGCGACAGUUGGGACUUUUUAGUGUUGCGUUCCUCAUUUUUAACCGUAUAAUUGGAACGGGAAUCUAUGCUACGCCCAGCAAUAUCUUGCGGUCCUCGGGAAGCGUUGGUGUAUCGUUGAUAAUGUGGCUCGUGGGUGCAUCCAUUGCAGCAUGCGGAACUGCUGUAUACGUCGAGCUCGGCACUGGACUUCCUCGUAGUGGUGGUGAAAAGAACUAUUUGGAAUUCAUUUACCGUCGCCCCAAUCAUUUCCAGGUCCGUGAAGGCUACGAGAAGCCUGAUAAUUUCAAAUGGGAAAAGUUCUGGGAAGGCUCGGGCACUGGACUCAACGCAUUUGUGAGCGGCGUCUACAAUGUCAUCUGGUCUUUCGUCGGGUACUCGAAUGCUAACUAUGCCUUGUCUGAAGUCCGUGAUCCUGUUCGUACUAUAAGACGAGCGGCACCUCUGGCCAUGCUAGCCGUAACUUCUGUUUAUGUGUUUAUCAAUAUUGCGUACUUCGCAGUCGUUUCGAAGUCUGACAUUUUGGAAAGUCGACGGAUUGUUGCAGCUUUGUAUUUUCGCAACUUGUUUGGCCCUACGACUGAAAAGACUCUCAGCUCGUUUAUCGCUAUAUCAACGCUAGGGAAUCUUCUGUCUGGUCAAUUUUCCCAAGGCAGAGGUGUGGAAGCCUAA
Molecule: messenger RNA, 873 nt
Organism: Psilocybe cubensis
Lineage: Eukaryota; Fungi; Basidiomycota; Agaricomycetes; Agaricales; Agrocybaceae
Exons: 9
Coding region: 1-873 (290 amino acids)
Biological process (GO): amino acid transmembrane transport
Cellular component (GO): membrane
Molecular function (GO): L-amino acid transmembrane transporter activity
Source: RefSeq, a predicted model, not a curated record